Paraglomus occultum is the source of this 3453-nucleotide messenger RNA. Lineage: Eukaryota; Fungi; Glomeromycota; Glomeromycetes; Paraglomerales; Paraglomeraceae. The record is from the annotation of a GenBank genome assembly.
AUGACCGAAUCCAAAGUCUCUUCCACUUACGAAAAACAAUUUACCGCAAAUCGAGAUGAAUCAUUCGAGGCUUUGAAACAAGCUAGAUAUGGUGGGAAAGGGUUAUCUGAUCCUAUAAAGACCGUCGAGGAUAAAUGGCAGCUAUUACCAGCCUUUUUAAAAGUAAAAGGACUGGUCAAACAGCACAUAGACUCGUUCAAUUACUAUAUUAAUGUUGACCUAAAAAAGAUCGUCAGAGCGAAUGAAAGAAUAAGUUCAGAUGUCGAUCCGAGAUUUUGGCUCAAAUUUACAGAUAUUCGGGUGGGAAUGCCAGAACGCCCCGAUCAAUUGGACCAGAAUCGUAUAUUCACUCCACACGAAUGCCGAUUACGUGACUUGACAUAUUCGGCACAGAUCUAUGUUGAUAUACAUUAUGUCAGAGGAAAUCAGCGUGUGCAAAGAAAAAACGUGUCGAUCGGUAGAAUGCCAAUCAUGUUGAGGAGCUCGCACUGUGUAUUGACCGGCAAGUCAGAUGCGGAGCUUGCGCAAAUGUGCGAAUGUCCGUUAGAUCCAGGUGGUUACUUUAUUGUCAAGGGAACUGAAAAGGUUAUUUUGAUUCAAGAACAGCUUUCUAAGAAUCGUAUUAUUGUUGAGAAAGGUGACAAGAAAGCUGUUCAAGCUUACGUCACAAGUUCUACUCACGAACGUAAGAGUAAAACGUAUAUUAUUGCAAAGAAUGAUGUUAAAAAUGACAAGAUUUACUUGAAGCACAACUCUAUAUCAGAUGACAUACCAAUAGUUAUUGUCAUGAAGGCAAUGGGAGUCCAAUCGGACAAGGAAAUAGCUCAAUUGAUCUCGGGGGGCAAUCAGACAUUCUUGAAUAUGUUUGCACCUAAUAUAGAAGAAUGUGCACAGAUGAAGAUUUUUACUCAACAACAAGCUCUUGAUUAUAUCGGAAGUAAAGUAAAAGUUACCAGAAAAAUCGCCACAGUGCGUAGGCCUAUGGCCGAGGAAGCAUUGGAGAUUUUGGCAACUGUCGUUCUUGCACACGUACCCGUGGAGAAUUUAGAUUUCAGGCCAAAGUGCAUUUAUAUCGCGAUAAUGAUUAGAAGAGUUUUGAUGGCUAUGGCUAACGAGUCGUUGAUGGAUGACAGAGAUUAUGUCGGCAACAAGAGGCUUGAAUUAGCGGGCUCGUUACUAUCCCUUCUUUUUGAAGAUUUAUUUAAGAAAUUUAACCAUGAUCUUAAAACCAAUAUUGACAAAGUGCUCAAGAAACCAAAUAGAGCGCAGGAAUUUGACGUCUACAAUCAGCUUCAAUGUCAUGGUGAUCAUAUAACCAGUGGGUUUGUUCGGGCAAUAUCAACCGGCAAUUGGUCUCUCAAGCGAUUCAAAAUGGAACGUGCAGGGAUUAGUCAUGUAUUAUCUCGCUUGAGUUAUAUUUCUGCAUUAGGCACGAUGACAAGAAUAUCAUCUCAUUUCGAAAAGACAAGAAAAAUUAGUGGGCCUAGAGCUCUUCAGCCAUCGCAAUGGGGUAUGCUCUGUCCUGCAGAUACGCCUGAGGGUGAAGCGUGUGGAUUGGUUAAGAAUCUUGCAUUGAUGACGCACAUUACGACUGAUGACGAAGAAGAGCCGCUGAAACGGCUUGCCUUCAUUCUUGGUGUUGAAGAUGUCAGUUUAUUCACUGGCGCGGAACUUUAUCGUCCUAAUACUUACAUGGUGUUUCUUAAUGGUCUGAUGCUUGGAAUCACUCGCCGACCGAUGAAGUUUGUCCGAGAUUUCCGUAAAUUACGUCGUCGUGGUCGUAUAUCGGAAUUCGUCAGCAUCUAUGUGAAUCAUCAUCAUGCUGCUGUACAUAUUGCUUCAGACGGUGGUCGCGUGUGUCGUCCUCUUAUUAUUGUCGACAAUAUGGCACCAAAGGUGACAAAUAAUCACAUUCAACUUCUGAAACAAGGAAAACUGGGAUUUGCUGAUUUCUUGAAGCGAGGUCUUGUGGAAUACUUGGACGUGAACGAGGAGAAUGACUCGAACAUUGCAAUAUAUGAGAGAGAGAUUAUACCCGAGACUACGCAUUUAGAGAUUGAACCGUUUACAAUUUUAGGUGCCGUGGCUGGACUUAUUCCAUAUCCACAUCAUAAUCAGAGCCCAAGAAACACGUAUCAAUGCGCAAUGGGCAAGCAGGCAAUUGGGGCUAUAGCAUUCAAUCAAUUUGAAAGAAUAGAUACACUCCUCUAUCUUAUGGUAUAUCCUCAACAGCCACUAGUUAAGACCAAGACUAUAGAAUUAAUCGGAUAUGAUAAAUUGCCAGCUGGACAGAAUGCCAUCGUGGCAGUAAUGAGUUACUCUGGAUACGAUAUAGAAGAUGCAUUGGUACUCAACAAAGCAUCAAUAGAUCGUGGUUUUGGACGAUGUCAAGUAAUGAGAAAAUAUGUCAGCGUCCUCAAAAAAUAUCCGAAUGGAACGUUUGACAGGUUGGCAGACCCACACCAGGACAGGAAAUAUGAUAUACUAGAAGCGGACGGAAUAGCCGGCGUUGGAGAAAGAAUAGCACCGUCGCAAGUCUACAUUAAUAAACAAACACCCACAAAUCUCACUACUCUUGUGUCUAAUGUGGAUAUAUCGGCAAAUACUUACAAGAAUGCUCCUUUAUUCUACAAAUCACCUGAACCCGGAUACGUUGAUAAAGUUAUUCUGACUACUACCGAUAGUGAUCAAACAUUAAUAAAAGUGCUGAUACGGCAAACCAGGGUUCCUGAACUAGGAGACAAGUUCUCCUCUCGUCACGGACAGAAGGGAGUCUGUGGCAUCAUAGUACCGCAGGAAGACAUGCCAUUUACGGACCAAGGCAUUUGUCCAGAUAUUAUCAUGAAUCCGCAUGGAUUUCCAUCUCGAAUGACUGUUGGGAAAAUGAUUGAACUGUUGGCUGCAAAAGCCGGCAUUCUGAAGGGUAAACUACAGUAUGGGACUGCAUUCAGUGGAAGUAAAGUCGAGGAUAUGAGCAGGAUUUUAAUUGAAAAUGGAUUUAGUUAUUCAGGCAAGGACUAUGUCACUUCAGGUGUCACAGGUGAACCCUUACAGGCAUACAUAUUCUUUGGACCCGUGUACUACCAAAAGUUGAAACAUAUGGUGGUCGACAAGAUGCAUGCACGAGCGAGAGGACCACGAGCGGUUCUCACUCGUCAACCAACAGAAGGCCGUUCCCGCGAUGGUGGUCUCCGUUUAGGCGAGAUGGAGAGAGACUGUCUAGUUGGGUACGGAGCAAGUAUGCUACUCAUGGAGAGAUUAAUGCUCUCUUCUGACGAGUUUGAUGUGCAUGUUUGUGAAAAUUGCGGAUUACUAGGUCAUCAAGGAUGGUGCCAACAUUGCAGGUCUAGCAAAUAUAUGGUAACCAUGCAGAUGCCAUAUGCGGCAAAGUUAUUGUUCCAAGAGUUACAGAGUAUGAAUAUUGUGCCGAGAUUAGUGCUCGAGGAGUUUUGA